This is a messenger RNA of Lithohypha guttulata, 1818 nucleotides long. RefSeq lists its product as uncharacterized. Bases 1 to 1818 code for a protein of 605 amino acids. Gene Ontology annotation, molecular function: actin binding. The transcript has 2 exons. The record is from RefSeq and is a predicted model, not a curated record. Lineage: Eukaryota; Fungi; Ascomycota; Eurotiomycetes; Chaetothyriales; Trichomeriaceae.
AUGCCCUCUGUCCUCAGCGACCAUGACAAGGAGACCGUCAAGCGACUAGUACCCAAAGCCUCGAACAAGAUCCAAGCAGUAGCUGUUGCUCGUCUAUACGUAGUCCCGCCUGGUCAGAACAGAUGGAAGUAUACAGGUCUGCAGGGAGCUGCUGUGCUCUCCAACGAUCUUGUUGGGAACACUUUCUGGAUCAAACUCCUCGACAUCUCGCCUGCUAACCGUGGUGUGAUAUGGGAUCAGGAGGUCUACGACAGUUUUCAAUACAACCAGGAUCGAACCUUUUUCCACUCCUUCGAGCUCGAGCAAUGUAUAGCAGCGCUUUCCUUUGUCGAUGAGAAAGAGGCGAAGCAGUUCAAGAAAAAGAUGGAUGAGAGGGAGAAGAAUGCUAGCAAAGCAACCAAAUCAACACCAUUCGGCUCGGGAGCAGGUGGUGCGCAGGUCGCUCACGUCAAUGGUGGUGGUCACAAGGGCCAUAGUAGGCUCGGAGGACUGUUUGGAAGAGGUAGAAACAACUCAAAUCCUCCUCCACCUCAGCAACCACAGAUGGCUGCUCCACAACCCAUCUACAGCUCUGUGCCAACCGGAGUGGGAGGAAGCAGACCGCAAAGUAGUGGAGGGAUAGAUCUCACAGACCCAUCAUGGAGACCAAUACUGGACGAAUUGUUGCAAAUGGGCAUUACUGAAGAUCAGAUUGCACAGAACGCGGACUUUAUCAAAUCAUAUGUUGAACAAAAACAAGCUCAAGAAAUGGCUAAUGGUAUUGCAUCAGCCUUACCAGCCCGGCAGAACUCAGGCAGAGCACCACCUCCGCCUCCUCCACCUGCAGGGCCAGCUGCUCCUAGAUUGAGUCCAGAUAACACAGGCACCACAACAUCCAGCCGCAGAGGACCACCACCUGCACCUCCACCAUCGCGAAGACCUGUUGGUCGAGCUUCAUCACCACCAAGAGAGCCUUCUCCCGUACCAGCACGUACACCGUCACCUCCUUCUACACCACAACCCAAAUUCAGGGCACCUCCACCACUGGCCGAUGCUGGAAAGUUCGCUGUCAAGGAUGCCUCACCUUUACAAUCUGCUGGUCGAUCUAGGGCAUCUUCAGGUGCGGCUCUCGCUAAUCCCGGUCCGCCUCCGCCACCACGCCCACCAAAAGAAGCAGAUGACGAAAUACCUGGUCAGGCUUUCAAAGUACCACCUCCAUUUACAGGUCAACGACAGCCCAAUGCACCUCCUCCACCAAGUCGUGGCCCUGUUCCACCUCCACCACCUUCAAGAGGUUCUGGACCUCCACCUCCUGCAUCACGUACUAAUGCAGCACCAAUUCCACCUCCUAUGCCUGCAACCUCGCGACCACUUCCACCACCUUCAUCGUCAGGUAGUGCUCCUCCACUUCCGCCACCCAUGCCUCACAUGAAUAAUGCACCGCCUCCACCACCUCUCCCACCCAUGGGAUCAGGAGCUCCACCACCUCCUCCGCUGCCACCAAUGGGCGCUGGCGGGCCACCGCCACCACCUUUACCUCCUGGCGGCAACGCUCCGCCAUUACCUCAAGCUGGCGGGGGUGGACGAGACGAUUUACUGGCCGCUAUUCGAGGUGGAGGAACUGGUGGUCUCAGGAAAGUGAAGAACACCGAGAAACGUGAUAGAUCAGCUGCUCAGGUUCCUGGUGGUGAGACAGGUUCCUCUGCACCUGAUGGUGCGCCACCAACUCCAGCUGGUGACGCUGGUGGACUUGCUGGGGCAUUGCAAGCUGCACUUGCUAAACGAAAGACCAAAGUUAGUGGCUCUGAUGACGAGAAGGAUGACGACGACGAUUGGUGA